AUGGAACAAUCUAUUCCUACUGAGCCUGCGCCUGUCGGUGUCCGGUGUGAGAGCAUCGAGUCUUCACAAUCCCAGACAGCCCGAGAAUUUAUCAACGAUCAAAUGCGCCUUGAGGCUGAUGCGCGUGAGAUUCUACCUUAUUCCUUUGACUCUUGCACUUAUUCACUCGGCCCAUUGAAACAGAGCCUUUUCGCCUGUUUGACAUGUAACCCCUCUGAAAACAAUGACGAUGACUCAACCGAUGCUGGAAUCUGUUAUUCCUGCUCCAUCGCCUGUCACGGUGAACACACUCUGGUGGAACUUUUCAACAAGCGUAACUUUGUCUGUGACUGUGGAACCACUCGCAUGCCAGCCACAUCUCCAUGCACAUUGCGUGAAGACCCCAAGACCGGCCGCAAGGGCGUCCACUCCCAGGAGGCGGCUAAAGACAAUAAGUAUAACCAAAACUUUCGCAACCGGUUCUGUGGCUGUGGGGAGCAAUAUGAUCCCCACCAGGAGAAGGGUACCAUGUUCCAAUGCCUCGGCCUCGACUCCGCUGAAGCGGGUGGCUGUGGUGAAGACUGGUGGCACCCAGAGUGUCUCAUCGGUCUACCACGGGACUGGUAUAAAAAGAACCCGGACAUGCAAAAACCAGAGACUUUCGGCGGCGCUGAUGGCGCUGAUGAUGGCGCCGACGAGGAGAACGACGAGGUUCCUCUGCCCCCAGGAUUCCCUGCCGAAGAUGAUUUCGAUCAGUUCAUUUGCUUCAAAUGCAUCGGUCCACACCAGUGGCUUAGACGCUAUGCAGGAGUCAAGGGUAUCCUGCCACCUGUAUUUGCGGAAGGGGGCUUGAAUGCCCAAUUACCAAUCAAGUUGACCGAACAACAAUCAGAGAAUACAAAGAAGCGCAAAGCGGAUGACGAUGAAUCUUCUUCCACUGAAGAACCGACAGCGAAGCGGACCAAGGAAGCAUCGCCUCAGCAAGAGCUCACCGAGCCCCCAGCUCUCGCCACAAUCCCCGAAGAGCAGCCAACAACAGACCCCAAAGAAAAACCCAAUCCAGAGCCCAAAGCCCAAGAAUCCAAGGCCGGGCCUCAACACGCUUUCUGCAUGGACCACAAUCCCACAGCGCCGUUUUCACUGUUCCUACAAGAAGAUUUCUACUCCAGCAUCUGCCACUGCCCAGAAUGCUACAGCCAUCUCAAACCCUAUCCUCAACUUCGCGAGUUAGAAGAAACCUACGAGCCACCGCUUUCAGAAGACGGUAAUGACGGUGCCGCAAGCACAGGCACAGGCAGCAUCCUUGAACUCGGCGAAGCCGCAUUGAGCAAUGUUGACCGUGUGCGCGCCAUAGAGGGCGCUAUGGUUUACAACCAGCUCCGCGAUAAGGUGAAGGCUUUCUUGCGGCCUUUUGCUGAGAGUGGGACGGCUGUUAGCGCAGAGGAUGUGAAGGGGUAUUUUGAGAAGUUGCGGGGCGACGAAGCCGGUAUUAAGGAUGCGGCUAGUCGGGCCGAGACUGGUGGUGGUGGUGGUGAGAACGAAGAGGGAGACGGUCGACGUGAACAGAACGGUUACUGA
Molecule: messenger RNA, 1557 nt
Organism: Penicillium verhagenii
Lineage: Eukaryota; Fungi; Ascomycota; Eurotiomycetes; Eurotiales; Aspergillaceae
Product: putative metaphase-anaphase transition protein (Mlo2)
Exons: 4
Coding region: 1-1557 (518 amino acids)
Cellular component (GO): cytoplasm
Molecular function (GO): zinc ion binding; ubiquitin protein ligase activity
Source: RefSeq, a predicted model, not a curated record